Molecule: messenger RNA, 720 nt
Organism: Exaiptasia diaphana
Lineage: Eukaryota; Metazoa; Cnidaria; Anthozoa; Actiniaria; Aiptasiidae
Product: beta-1 adrenergic receptor-like
Exons: 1
Coding region: 1-720 (239 amino acids)
Biological process (GO): G protein-coupled receptor signaling pathway
Cellular component (GO): membrane
Molecular function (GO): G protein-coupled receptor activity
Source: RefSeq, a predicted model, not a curated record
AUGCUCAGCGGUGUUGCCAAUCUUUGCGCUGUGACAUAUGAUCGCUACGUAGCUGUCACGCAGCCAUUUCGUUAUCUGGGCAUUAUGCAAAAGAAAUAUCGUUAUUUGUUAGUCAGUGUGUGGCUGGUAUCAGCUACAGUUGCAGUACUUCCGAUAUUGUGGAAGGAUCAGAGACAUUCUCGAGGACAUCAGAUCUACGUGAUGGCUGUGCAGAUUUUGUUUAUCGGUCUUCCGUUCAUUGUGAUAGCUAUCAUAUACUAUCGUAUAUAUCAUCACGCAAGGAAGUGCAAUAAAGUGGCACGCUGUCAUAGCAACACUCACGUGAUCAACACUCAAUUCAAGUCUUUGAAGCGUACAGAAAGUGAGUUCAAAGUAGCUUGUGUCUUUGCUUUGGUGACUGUGAUGUUUUUUCUCGGCUGGUUUCCUGUCAUUUACUAYACCUCGGCUUUUUUAUUCGGUCAUGCGCGUUCAGUACCGAGAGAGAUCACCGAGUUAUCUCCCAUCACAUUAGCACUGGGGUCGCUUGGCAACCCUUUUGUUUACUCACUAGUUAAACCGGACUUCAGGAAAGCUCUUCGGAAACUACUCGGAAAACAGAAAAAGCACGUCGUGAAAGGUUCGGGAAGUGGUCCCACGUCGGUUUCAAGAAUGAGUCAAAAGAAAGGUCGUGACAGCCAGGAAAAGAGUCAUGAAAAGAAUCCCAAAGAGACAAAUCUAUGA